Molecule: messenger RNA, 780 nt
Organism: Colletotrichum acutatum
Lineage: Eukaryota; Fungi; Ascomycota; Sordariomycetes; Glomerellales; Glomerellaceae
Exons: 2
Coding region: 1-780 (259 amino acids)
Source: RefSeq, a predicted model, not a curated record
AUGGCCCUUGGUCUGCGAUACAUCGGCGGGCGUCACGCCCUCGCCCUGGCAGCAGCGAUCCCAUGCGCCUUACUCAUAAAACACGGUUGGGAGGUCUACACAAGUAUCAGGGCGGUCGACACGCGACGGAUCGUCUCUAGUAGUGGCCUUUCAGAACACUUCAGACAAUCGCACACUCUCAAGACUCUAGUAAAUCCCAGAGGACAUGUCUCAUCAGCAGACAAGCUGGCUAUGGAUAUGGAGCUGCCUGAGAACGCAAGAGAACUGAGCGACGAGGUGUUAUUGGCGACUUUCGCCCGUGGGUUCUUUGCGGGGAAGGUUUUGGCAAUUGAGAGACGUCUGCUGCAGACGGCACGGCCGUCUUUUGUGUCCUACGCUGGACUCAAUUCGAUUUCAAUGUCAAACCAGAUAUGGAAAUCUCAAGAUUUUUCAUGCGAAAAGCUCCCGCCAGUGCACUCGGUGGUCUUUGGCACGUUCCAACUCGGCUAUAUCAAGCUCAUCGACCCCAAAGAGUCACAAGCGGAGCCGGAAACAGAAAGCAGCGUCGACUUUGUCUUCGGAAAAGAUAACAGCCAAUUUGCAGGCGCUCAUCGGUUUAGCAUUGUCAGGAGGCCCGAAAACCCAGCAAACGUCAGAAUCGUCUAUGAAUCAACAGCUUGCAACCCGACUCGAAAUCAACACCUGUCCGGCCUCCUAUUGCGGUUUCACAGUCUUUACGCAAUGCUGCUAUUCCGUGAGGGCGUGUCAGACAUCUUGCGAAGGCCUGAACUGAGUGCGUAA